Messenger RNA from Taeniopygia guttata (zebra finch), 1053 nucleotides. It is a transcript of the gene DUT, whose product is annotated as deoxyuridine triphosphatase. The record is from RefSeq and is a predicted model, not a curated record. Gene Ontology annotation, biological process: dUMP biosynthetic process; dUTP catabolic process. NCBI's taxonomy places the organism in Eukaryota, Metazoa, Chordata, Aves, Passeriformes, Estrildidae. Gene Ontology annotation, molecular function: dUTP diphosphatase activity; magnesium ion binding.
UGCGGCAGCGCCGCCGCACCCGGAGCGCCGCGGGCCGGACUGCUCCCCGCGGGGCUGCGCGGCAGGUAGAGCCCGGGCACGGGGAGAACGGAGCGCCGGCUCCCCCGCCCGUGAGCCGUGAGCCGUGCGGACCGCGGCGGGGAGCCCGGGCUAGCGGUCCGUGGCGCGCUUCCCGCACGGCAGCGGCGGCGGCGCUAUGUUGGCCCGGUGCCUCCGGUGGCUCCGGCACCCCUGCGGGCGCUCCAUGCCCGCCUCCGAGGCCGUGCCGCAGCCGUCCCCCAGCAAGAGGCAGAAGGGCUCGGGGCCUGCAGAGGUCUCCGCACGGCUGCGCUUCACCAAGCUGUCCGAGAACGCCUUCGCCCCCUCCCGGGGCUCCGCCCGUGCUGCGGGCUACGAUCUUUACAGUGCCUAUGACUGUGUGAUACCACCCAUGGAGAAGGCUGUGGUGAAAACAGACAUUCAAAUAGCGCUUCCUUCUGGAUGCUAUGGCCGAGUAGCACCACGUUCUGGUUUAGCUGCAAAGCAUUUCAUAGAUGUUGGAGCUGGUGUUAUUGAUGAGGAUUACAGGGGAAAUGUUGGUGUGGUACUGUUCAACUUUGGCAAGGAGACGUUUGAAGUUAAAAAAGGAGAUAGAAUUGCCCAGCUCAUCUGUGAACGCAUUUAUUAUCCUGAACUAGAAGAAGUUGAAGCUCUGGAUGAUACAGAACGCGGUGAAGGUGGCUUUGGCUCUACUGGAAAGAACUGAAAAUUACUUGAAUACGCUUUCUAUUUUUGGUUUUUUGUUCUACGAUUUCUAAAUUUCCAUUUGAAUUAGAAGUAGAACUUUUGGAGUACAUAAAAAUAUUUCAAAUUUUAUUGAGACUUCUCUGUAUCUAUGCUGCAGUGAAUUUGUCUGCAUAAUGAGGAAAUAUGCAUGACUGGCUUGACUUAGUAGUUGAUGUAUUAUUUUAUUUUCUCUUUCAAGAUGUUUGGUCCUCAGCAAUAAGAACACAUUGUUUAUGUUGCAAUUAUACUGUAAUAAACGAAGAAAUAACUUAAUGACCUAAAAUACAA